Ostrinia furnacalis (Asian corn borer) is the source of this 5983-nucleotide messenger RNA. RefSeq names its product C-type lectin domain containing ema (gene ema). The coding region runs from base 259 to 3537 and encodes 1092 amino acids. Gene Ontology annotation, cellular component: Golgi apparatus; late endosome. The record is from RefSeq and is a predicted model, not a curated record. The transcript has 16 exons. Gene Ontology annotation, biological process: regulation of autophagosome maturation; vacuolar transport; endosomal transport. NCBI's taxonomy places the organism in Eukaryota, Metazoa, Arthropoda, Insecta, Lepidoptera, Crambidae.
UUAUUGUGAGUUGUUGAGUGGGGUGGAUUAUUUGUUUUAGAAAAUCUAAAAAAAUAAUUAGUGCAUAGUUGUCUUUUGAACUCGUGCCCGAUUACUGCGUUAAAUCGUUGUGUGUUCCUUGCAGUUUGUCAGUAGAACUUGUUUUGAUCAUUUACGUCGCUGCUCACGAGUAUUACGACUUACGACGGUGGUGAUUUAGCACAAGUGUUAAAAUGUUCUGUUUUCUUUGAUUGAUUACGAAAACAGUUUUGUUUCGUCAUGUUCCGGAGCAGGAGUUGGUUUGGGGCUGCUUGGGGGCGGCCUAAGAACCCCCAUUCGUUAGAAAGAUUGAAGUAUUUACAUAAUAUUCUUUGUAAGAAUACUACAGUCUCUGAGAGCAAUCGGGGGACUUUAGUGGAGUCCUUGAGGUGUAUAGCGGAAAUAUUGAUAUGGGGAGACCAGAACGACAGCUCAGUCUUCGACUUUUUCUUAGAGAAAAACAUGCUAUCAUACUUCUUGAAGAUAAUGAGGCAGAAGUGUGGAGGGUCGUCCUACGUCUGUGUGCAACUGCUCCAAACUUUGAACAUCCUGUUUGAGAACAUUAGAAACGAAACUUCAUUGUAUUAUCUUCUCAGCAACAACCAUGUCAAUUCCAUAAUAGUUCACAAGUUCGACUUCUCCGACGAGGAAGUGAUGGCAUAUUACAUUUCGUUCCUGAAGACGCUCAGCUUGAAACUGAACAAUCAUACUAUUCACUUUUUCUACAAUGAGCACACGAAAGAUUUCCCCCUUUACACAGAAGCGAUUAAAUUCUUCAACCACAACGAGUCAAUGGUGCGCAUAGCGGUGCGCACACUUACGCUCAACGUGUACCGAGUGCAAGACGCGAGCAUGCUACGGUUCAUUAGGGACAGAACCGCAGCCCCAUACUUCAGUAAUUUGGUCUGGUUUAUUGGAAAACACAUUUUGGAGCUAGAUGCGUGUGUCAGAAAUGAUGCUGACCACCAAUCCCAACAGAAACUGGAUGACCUCGUCGCCGAGCAUCUAGACCACUUGCAUUACAUCAACGACAUCCUCUGUCUAAACAUACCUGACUUGAACGACGUCUUAACAGAGCAUUUAUUGCACAAACUGCUUGUGCCUUUGUACAUUUACUCACUGACGUCAGAUCCGUCCAGGCGUCCAAACACGUCCCCGUAUAACCGAGAUCACAUCCAAAGCAUAGAAGCGAUCACGAGAAAUUUAGAAGCGAUACUGAAAGGGAAAAACGCAGAAGUAUCUCCCACAAGAAUGACCUUCCCAAGACACAGGAAUGAAUCUGAAGAUGAGGUGAAACCUUCAGUAUCUUGUGUGGUAUCUUUAUUCCUUCUAUCCCAAGUGUUUCUUAUCAUAACACACGGUCCCAUCGUCCAUGCUUUGGCUUGGAUUAUUCUCCAAUCAGAUAUGUCUGUUUUCGAAGACGGUGCUACGAAAAUCUUAGAAAUGUACAUAAGCAACGCUAAAUCCAACGUCAAAUUGGAGUUUUCGAAGCCACAGUUAAGCUUGGAAAAAGCUUUAGAAAGCACAUCUGGUCAUGAAAGAGAUUACACGACGCCUGAGUAUGGAGGUCCUAAAGUUUUUGGAUCAGAAGACACAGACCAGUCCAGCUGUGACUUAGACCCUGAGCUUGUUUCAACCUCGCUGCCGUCCACUUCACAUAUCAGCGAGACGUCGAGCAUAGCUCACGACUCCACAGAAGAUCUGGUCACCCAAGUACAUUCUCUCAAGUCUGAUAUCACUGUGAAGCAAAACAUGCCAGACUCUCCUUUACCUGACUCCGGGAUUGAAUCGAGCUCGUCUAAAACAGAGUUCAAUAAUAUUACUGACGAAGAAAAGCAGAAACUUCUUGCUGUCUCUCAUGCAGCGAAUGAGAAGGUGUCUUUGGAGAAUUUAUUGGAAAAUCAAAGUAAAGAGGUGGAAAAGAGGCCGUUCCUUAAAACUAUCCUGGACUCUUUGGAUUGCAGCGAAAAUGACUAUAAGGCAUUGUUCGCGUUGUGUUUGUUGUUUGCUCUCAUAAACAAUAAGGGAGUGAACACGGAGUUGUUAGACACGCUCUUAUGCCCUGAGGCAGAGGGUUCUUUAUCGAUUGUGCCCAGUACAAGUCAAGAAGCGACAUCUAGCGAGUCCAAGGAAGGAACGCCCACUCCGACUCAUUCGAGGAAGCCAAUGCAAAGCUUCAACGCUUUGCUCAUUUCGAAACUAAUUACGAUAGCGCAUUUGAGUUGUAAGCCUGCCUCAAAAGUCCGCCUAGUGACGCUGGAGCUGAGCGUGACGCUCGUCCGCAUCGCCAUGCGCGGCGCCAGCGGCGUGGUGGGCGCGCGGCACAUCGCCUCCGCCGACAGCCUGCGCGGGCGGGCCGCGGCCCUCGCCAGGAACUUCUACAAGUGCGACGACAUCUUCCUCGACAUGUUCGAGGACGAAUAUUGCGAGAUGAGCAAGCGGCCGCUGAACGUGGAAUGGCUGUGCAUGGACGCGGCCAUCUUGUUGCCGCCCACUCGCACGCCCAUGUCGGGCAUCGCGUUUGCCAAGAGACUGCCCAGUGGAGAGAUGGAGAGAGCCCGCCGAGCGAUACGAACGUUCUUCCUCAUCCGGGACCUUUACUUGAAACUGACGGGGAAACCAGAGAACCAGCUGCCUCUCACCAACCCGGCGCCGUUCGUGCAAGUUGGAGACAUCCUGGACCUCAACGAUUCCGACCUCAUAUCCUGCGACAUCAUCCAGAAGGAUGGCACGUGCCACCACCGCUUCCUAGCUGUGGACAACAUCCAGAUUAUUCUGGUUGAGCCGGACAAACAGAAGUUGGGAUGGGGCGUGGCUAAGCUAGUCGGCAGCCUUCAGGAUUUGGAGAUACAAGGUGACAAAGAAGACCCUCGUUGCUUACACCUAACUAUCCACAAGCCGCGGGUGGGAGCCAGCGGCGCGUUACCUCGCACGGUGCUGCUACGAGCCAAGUUCAAGUUCGACGACCACAUACGCAGCAUGGCCGCUAAACAGAGACUGACUAAGGGCCGCACGAAAUCCCGUCAAAAGAAGAUGCAACAGAUAGGGCGACUGCUAGAAGUAUCGGGCAUGGCCGCACCGGCGCUGGCGCCGCGACACCGGCCGCUAUUCACGCGCCCUGCCGGCCUCACCGCCAUCAGGAGGUCCACUGGAGGCGACGGCGACGAGCCAGAACGUCGCUUGCGCAGACCAAGCGCACACAUGCUCAAAGAUGGCAUAGUAGUGUACCGAGAACGAACCACGAGCCGGGAGAGUAGCAUAUCUCGAAGCAGCAGCACCCAUGGGUCCCGGGAAGGCUCGCCGCGAUCGCGUUCUGAAGAAAUACCUCUAGAAGAUAUUAGAAGGAACGCUGCCAGCUCUUCAAGCACGCCUACAGUUUCUAUACCACAAACAUCAUACCAAUCGCAACCCAGUACGUCUGCCCUAGCAAAGACAUCUACCAUCUCAUCGGAAGAAACCUCCUUCAUAUCGGGGGAAGCGCCGCGGCCGAAACGAAAAGGAAUCGUCGAAACCAUUUGAUAUUAGCCCACCCACGCUUACUAAGGUAACGCAAUAUGGACUUUAUUAAACAGUGGUAUAGCUGAAAGUGAUUUGAACGUAAGAUAUGAACUGAAAGUCAAGUGCUUCUUAGUGCAACGCGAUGUGGACUCUAUUGCGCCGGUGAUACAGUUGAAAGUGCUUUGAAUAUUAGAACUUUUUAAACGGUAUAAUCGGACUGAAACUUGUGUAUGUGUAUUGAUAUUUGACAAGCGUUCUAACGAAUUUUGCCAAGCGCUGAUUGCAAUGAGUUGGCGCCAAUUUUGCAAGCCAAUAUUGAACAGUAAGAGAACUGUAAUAUUUUCACUUACCUGUGGCGCCAACUGGUGAAAGCUAGUAUAUUAUAUUAUAUCGUUUGCGUUGAGGUAAAAAGCAUGCAAUUUCAUUCAACUAGUUCGAUUGAUAGCCGCCAUUUGAAAUUCGUGGCUACAUAAAUGUCAUUUAAAUAUUAAGAACUUGAUCAAUUAAAUUGACAUUUAGAAAUACAAUGACAUAGUCGUGAUAACAUUACUAAAAUACUUAUAAAUUAGCGAAAGAGUGUAAUCAUACUUUCUGCUGUUGCGCUAUCAUGAUAGUGAACUUUACACUUUAUUGCCAUGGUAAUAAAGUCGAGUUUCGAAUUUGAAAUAAGGUAGGUAGAUUAAAAAUCUGACAUACCAGUAGCAAACACUAAUCCAUUUUGAUAUUAAAUAGUAUAUUCUGUUGCUAUUGAAAUAAAGUUGAAUUUUUAACUGUCUUUUAGUGCUCAUUCACGAGGUACGAAUCCAUGACACUCAAUUCUAAAUAUUGAAGGAUAUAAAUAUAAAAAUGCUCUAUUUUUGACAAUAAAAGCUUGAAUGGGUAUGUUGAUCAAAAGUGUACGUAAUAAAUUGAAAUUUUAUUCAACUUUCAGUUUUAGAAGUUUCAAUUCAGAAUAGUUAAAAGUAUUAUGAUUAAUAAUUACAUAUUCAAAAGAUUUGGGUUUCUUUCACUGGAUUGUGUGAUACAUUAUGUAAUGAUCUCAGAAUAUUUUCAAGUAAAUAAUGAAAUAUGUAUCAAUGUUUCAAACAUAAAAGUGUCUUGAAUGAUAUGCAUAAUUAUUCCAUUAAUAUAGUAAUUAAUGUUUUAUCUAGCUACUCACAAAAUCAAAUAUUUUAAUUCUAACUUAUUUUGACACGAAAAUCAAUUUUGUAUAGAUUUUUUUAAUAAUCCUUUUAGUUAAAUUGAAUUUGCCUUUUUUUCUGUAGACAAAUUCAGCAGCCUUCAAUGUUUUGUUUAUAAAAUAAGUAAAGUAAAAAUAUCUCAAUUAAAGUUAAAUAAAUGUACGUAGAUAGAACUAGUAUAAUGGAGAAUAUUUGUUAUAACUGUAUUUUUUAUAAAAUAAACAAUAUGGAUCUCUCAUUACGUCCGUAUAUUAAAAUUAAAUGUAUUAAAAAGUUUAAGGCGACUUUACAUAUAAAAGUAUUGGUACAAAUUCUAAUAAGUGUAAAAAAACUAAGCUGCCAAUAGUGCUUAAUUUCGCAAUUCAUUUAGACUUUUUAUAAAAACCUAUUUUAAUGAUUUUUCAAUAUAAUUUAUUAGUAUUUUUCAAUGUAAUUAACAGUAAAGUCGUCUGAAAAUAUAAGGAAAUCUUCAAUGGACGUAUUCCAAAUACUAGACAUUUGUUCUCACGAAGAUUUCUAUUUAGGUAGGUAGUGAAAAUAAAUUUGAAGUAUGUAAUGACGCUAAUUUGAUCUUUAUUGUUCAUUUUUUAAAGUUGAUUAUGUGUUGGUAUGUAUUCACCCAACCGCCUGGAUACGGAGGAGCGUUCAUUUGGCGCAAUAUUGGUUGUUACUAUAAUAAAUGUACCGUUUACGAUAAAACUGAGUUUUGGGGAGAAUUCCCCAAAAUUCCUAAAGCAUAGACUACACCGCGAACUAAGCAAAUCACUAAUAAUUUCGCGUUUGAAAUACAUGAGUACUUAACCGACUUCAUCAAAAGAAGUAGGUUCUCAAUAAUCUGUUGGUAUUUUUUUAAUUAAACUUUUUUUUUACUUAGAUUAUUCGUUUAAUUUUAAAGUGAUCUCUAAAUUCCAAUUAAAAAUUUGACAAAUGGUGAAUUCCUGAUUACAAACAAUUAAAAAAGUAGCCAUAAAAAAGGUUUAACUCGUUGUGUAGUCUUAAGAUAAAAAAAAGUAAAAACAUGAAAAAUCCCACCAUACAUCUAAUUGAAUUUAAAUUAUCUUUUCGUUGCAAAUACCAGAGUAAGAAAUAGUGAUAUAAAAGUGUCAAACGUCUAUAACUUAUUUAUCACAUUAUAUUAUGUAUUAUGCAUGGUUGGAAGGGUUAUGCCUCGGAUUAUGUUGUGAUUUUAUUUAAGGUUUGCAAUAAUUAUUCGUGUAAAUAAGUUUAUGUUCAUAAAGAGACAUUAUUGUAGUGUUGAAAUGGAAUAUAUCACAUGUUACAUUUGA